UUCAAAGUAGACCAGAUCCGUGCCAUCAUGGACAAGAAGUCCAACAUCCGUAAUGUGUCUGUAAUAGCCUUUGAUCACGGCAAAUCCACUUUGACUGAUUGGCUGGUGUCAAAAGCCGGUAUCGUCAGCUCAGCUCGUGCUGGAGAAACCCGUUUUAUGGAUACAAGGCAUGAUGAGCAGGAACGUUGCAUCACCAUUAAGUCAACUGCUAUCUCCAUGUUCUAUGAGCUUGCUGAUAAGGAUUUGGCCUUCAUUAAAGAGUGCAAAGAUGGCUCCGGCUUCCUCCUCAACCUGAUUGACUCCCCUGGACAUGUUGACUUCUCUUCAGAAGUUACUGCUGCACUGCGUGUCACAGAUGGAGCAUUGCUGGUGGUGGAUUGUGUGUCAGGUGUGUGCAUCCAGACGGAGACAGUGCUCAGACAGGCCAUAGGUGAGAGGAUCAAACCAGUUUUGAUGAUUAACAAAAUGGAUCGAGCUUUCCUAGAACUACAAUUGGGCCCUGAGGAGCUGUACCAGAUCUUUCAGCGCAUUGUUGAGAAAGUCAACGUGACCAUCUCCACUUAUGCCGAGGAUGAGAAAGGCCCUAUGGGCAACAUUAUGAUUGAUCCUGUUGUUGGUAAUCUUGCCUUCGGAUCUGGACUGCAUGGAUGGGCCUUUACUUUGAAGCAGUUUGCUGAGAUCUAUGUGAAUAAGUUCGCUGCCAAAGGUGAAGCUCAGCUGGGACUCGAAGAGUACAUCAAGAAGGUGGAGGACAUGAUGAAGAAGCUUUGGGGCGACAGCUACUUUGACUGUACUACUGGCAUGUUCAGCAAGUCUGUGACAUCACCAGAAGGCAAGAACCUUCGCAGGACUUUUGUUCAUCUAGUCCUGGACCCCAUCUUUAAAGUAUUUGAUGCCAUCAUGAACUUCAAAAAGGAGGAAACCGCAAAGCUGAUUGAGAAGAUGGGCAUCAAACUAGAUGCGGAGGACGAGGAGAAGGAGGGCAAACUCCUGCUGAAGGCUGUGAUGCGUUGCUGGAUGCCGGCUGGAGAGGCUCUGCUUCAGAUGAUCACCAUCCACCUGCCCUCACCGGUUACUGCUCAGAAGUACCGCUGUGAGCUCCUGUAUGAAGGACCUGGAGAUGAUGAGGCUGCCAUGGGCAUCAAGAACUGUGACCCUAAAGGACCUCUCAUGAUGUACAUUUCUAAAAUGGUACCGACAUCUGACAAAGGUUGUUUUUAUGCCUUUGGUCGUGUCUUCUCUGGCUGUGUCUCCACUGGCCUAAAUGUGCGCAUUAUGGGGCCAAACUUCACCCCUGGAAAAGAGGAGGAUCUUUUCCUGAAACCCAUCCAAAGGACCAUUCUGAUGAUGGGUCGCUACGUUGAACCCAUUGAAGAUGUACCCUGUGGCAAUAUUGUAGGUCUGGUAGGUGUGGAUCAGUUUUUGGUGAAGACCGGAACCAUCACUACUUUCACAAAAGCCUACAAUAUGCGUGUGAUGAAGUUCAGCGUCAGUCCUGUGGUGAGAGUGUCAGUGGAGGCCAUGGACCCUGCUGACCUUCCUAAACUGGUGGAAGGAUUGAAGCAUCUGGCCAAGUCAGAUCCCAUGGUGCAAUGCAUCAUUGAGGAUACUGGUGAGCAUAUCAUUGCUGGAGCUGGUGAGCUUCACUUGGAGAUUUGCCUCAAGGAUCUUGAGGAGGACCAUGCCUGCAUUCCCUUUAAGAAAUCAGAUACAUUUGCUUCCUACAGAGAGACAGUCAGUGACGGCUCCAAACAAAUGUGCCUUGCCAAGACCCCAAACAAGCACAGUCGUCUCUUCAUGAAGGCCUCUCCUCUGGCUGAUGGUCUUGCAGUAGAUAUAGAUAAGGGUCAGGUCACUGCCAGCCAGGACAUGAAUGCCCGUGCCCGUUACCUUGCUGAAAACUAUAAGUGGGAAGUCACUGAAGCUCGUAAGAUCUGGUGCUUUGGCCCUGAGAGAAUUGGGCCCAACAUCUUGGUAGAUUUGACCAAGAGAGUCCAAUACUUAAAUGAGAUCAAGGACAGUGUGAUUGCUGGUUUUCAGUGGGCCACUAGAGAGGGAGUCUUGUGCGCAGAGAACAUGCGAGGUAUUCGCUUUGACAUUCAUGAUGCAACUCUGACUUCUACUACCAUUCACCGUGGUCCAGGUCAAAUCAUUGUUGCAACCCGCAGAGUGCUUUACGGCUGUCAGCUUACAGCUGAACCAAGGCUUUGUGAGCCGGUAUACCUGGUGGAGAUGCAGUGCCCAGAGUCAGUUAUUGGUGAUAUCUAUGCUGUACUGGUCAGGAGGCGUGGAUUUGUGUUUUCAGAGUCCCAGGUUACGGGAACUCCUAUUUAUUUGCUCAAGGCUUACUUGCCUGUCAGUGAGUCAUUUGGAUUUACAGCUUACAUUCGCGCCAACACAUCUGGCCAGGCCUUUCCACAGUGCUUGUUUGAUCAUUGGCAGAUCAUGCCUGGAGACCCAUUGGAAACUACCUCCAAAACUGCUCAUAUUAUGGCUGACAUACGAAAGCGCAAGGGCCUCGAUGAAGCCAUUCCAGCUUUACAUUGCUACUUGGACUAAUUGUAGGUUUAUUUAAGGUUUACAACCUGCACACACCUUAAAGCUUGUAUUCAAGCACUUGAACCUUUUUAAGUCUGACGACUCUAUAAUUAACCUCAUAUAUAUAUAAUCAAACCUACAAUUCAACUUGCACAUGUAUGAAAAAUGGCACGAGAAUAACCUGAGCAUUAACGAAAGGCACUUUCCGAAUUAAAUUGAGACCAGGCAUGACCAAACUAUAUGUACUAAAUGCCAAAUUGGUCUUCAUUUUGAUAGAUUAUGAAAUUUUAAACUCCACUAGAUGAAGAUUUUAUACUAAGAGCACUUUUUAGAUGUUUUUAAAAAUGUCUUUCCAGGAAGAAUUAAUGUAUCAUAUAUUGAACUGAGAAAUUGUAUUCAGUUAAGUAACACUAAAAUAAAAUUUUGAUCUUGCCAUGAGGCCAUAAACAAACUUGAAGGUUUACUCGUACUACUAAAUAACUGACUCGUUUGCCUUACGAAGGCACCUAUUAUCAGGGUUCCCACUCUCAUGAAAUACAAAUUCAAGGACUUAAAUCACCAUUAUUUUAAAUCAAGCACCAAUAAACGUCAUACCCCAGCUAAUGUAGCCCCAUAAGUUUUUACUGUGCUUAACAUUUCCAUAACACUUAAUAUUUACUUUUAAAAAUAUAAUAGUAAUGAAAAACAGUCAUGUUCAAACAAAGCUUUAAUACAAUUUGUUAAAAUUAACACUGGUAAUAUUCAAAUCAUACCUGCCAACACUCCCGUUUUUCCCGGGAGUCUCCCGUAUUUCAGACCCAUCACCCGCCCACCUCCCAUAUUGCUCUGUCUCCUGGAAAACUCUCGGAAUUCCGCCCCCGCUCCUCACCUUUUUUGGUUCACUCCCCAUGCCCAUCGAACCCAUAGCGCAACCAUCUUCUUACCUGGUUCCCAGUUCUUUACCCCCCCCCCCCCCCCCCCUACUCUUCACCUCACACCAGAAAUUCAAGCACUUUCAAGGUCUUGCGUUGGGUUUGUAGGUAGGCCUUGAAUUCAUAUGUCUUUCAAGAAGCAUGGGAACCUUGUAUUAUGGAGCAACAGGCUAAUGGUGGGAUUUCUCAGUUCCUAGUGUAAUUUUAAAGUUCAUGAUUUGUGCUAACUUAAGAAUGUAAUGAAUUGGAGAAUGUACUUUUUUUAAAUAUGCAUAUACUGAGAACGAAUUGAUAUUUUGUAAUUACUGUGAUUUUAUUAAACGUUAGAAGUCAGCCUCCAUGUUAAUGCAAUACUGGAAGUCUCAUUUUUGUAACUCUGAAAAAAUAAAAUGUAAAACCUA
Danio aesculapii is the source of this 3850-nucleotide messenger RNA. RefSeq names its product eukaryotic translation elongation factor 2a, tandem duplicate 1 (gene eef2a.1). Gene Ontology annotation, cellular component: cytosol; ribonucleoprotein complex. Lineage: Eukaryota; Metazoa; Chordata; Actinopteri; Cypriniformes; Danionidae. Gene Ontology annotation, biological process: translational elongation. Gene Ontology annotation, molecular function: GTP binding; GTPase activity; ribosome binding. The record is from RefSeq and is a predicted model, not a curated record.